Messenger RNA from Rhizoctonia solani, 3261 nucleotides. Its product is annotated as Retrotransposable element Tf2 protein. The transcript has a single exon. The record is from RefSeq and is a predicted model, not a curated record. Lineage: Eukaryota; Fungi; Basidiomycota; Agaricomycetes; Cantharellales; Ceratobasidiaceae. Gene Ontology annotation, molecular function: nucleic acid binding. Gene Ontology annotation, biological process: DNA integration. The coding region runs from base 1 to 3261 and encodes 1086 amino acids.
AUGCACCCUCGCACUGCGGAAUUACUCCGCCUCCCACUCAUUGACCUCUCCACACCCUGUACCGUCACAAUGCUCGAUGGGUCGAGCCCCCGGGCUGGAAGAAUCUGGAAGAAGGCAAUUCUAACCUUCUCCCUAGAUGGUAAACAAAUGACUGAGACAUUCCUAAUCUGCAAUACAGGGUCUCACGCCGCCAUCCUGGGACUGAAGUGGUUAGACGCCCAUAAUCCAGAAAUUGAUUGGAACCAACGCACCCUCUCCUUUCCCCACAAACCACCGGAACAUGUAGCCAUCGCCGAGGAAGAAGAAGCUGACAAAAACCCCCUUGAAGGAGUCCCCUCCAAGUACCACAAAUAUGCCAAGGUGUUUGGGGAGGAGGAAUUCAACAAGCUUCCCCCUCACAGGCAUUACGAUAUUGGGAUUGAACUCACAGAAGAGGGCCCCCUGAACUCCCCUCUGUACAGCAUGACGGAUGCCAAAUCCGCCACCCUUAAGGAUUGGCUCAGGGACGAGUUGAAAGCAGGGAAGAUCCGCCCUAGUAAAUCCCCAAUCAGCUCCCCCGUGAUGUUUGUCCCAAAAAAGGAUGGCUCCUGCCGAUUGGUUGUUGACUACCGCCGUCUCAAUAACCGGACAAAAAAGAAUGUGUACCCGUUACCCUGUCCAGAUGACCUUAUGGCCCAGCUCCGCGGCGCCAAGGUUUUCACCAAACUAGACCUGAGAUGGGGUUACAACAAUGUCUGUGUUAAAGAGGGUGACAAAUGGAAAACAGCGUUCCAAACCAAGUACGGUCUCUACGAGUCCCUGGUCAUGACCUUUGGCCUGACAAACGCCCCUGCUGCCUUUCAGCAUUUCAUGAAUGAACUGUUCAAGGACUUACUGGAUGUAUGCGUCAUCAUAUACCUUGAUGACAUUCUGAUUUACUCCAAGGACAACGCAUCCCACACAAAGCAUGUUCAUGAAGCCCUGAAGCGGUUAAUGGAUAAUCAACUGUUCUGCAAGGCAUCCAAGUGCACGUUCCAUGUCACCUCUGUGGAAUACCUAGGGAUCAUCGUCUCAGAUAAAGGUUUUAGCCUGGAUAAGCUCAAAAUCCAGGCGGUACAAGACUGGCCGGUACCUACUAAGGUUAAAGAAGUCCAAUUGUUUCUGGGAUUUGCCAACUUCCUUUGUUGUUUUGUUGCCAACUUUAGCCACAUGGCUAGGCCGUUACAUAACCUAGUGAAAAAGGACACGCCGUGGAAGUGGGAUACCAGGGAACAAGAAGCCUUCCAAGGACUAAAGGAUGCCAUCACCAAUGCCCUGGUCCUUUGUCACGCUGAUCCCUCCAAACCUUAUUUUUUGGAAACAGACGCCUCUGGUGCAGCCUUGGGAUCCAUACUCAGCCAACGCCAAGAAGACGGACGCCUGCACCCAUUAGGUUUCUUAUCGGAGUCAUUCAAGGGGGCCAAACAAAACUAUGACACGCACGACAAGGAGCUCCUAGCCAUCAUCCGCUCCUUUGAGUACUGGCGCAUCUUCUUGGAAGGAACACCACAACCAAUCACUGUGUUCACAGACCAUCAUAACCUGGAAUAUUGGAAAGAAUCCCAGACAUUCAACCGACGCCAUGCACAAUGGCAUUUACUACUUGCCGGAUACAACUUCCAGAUAGUCUACCGCCCAGGGAAACAGUCAGGGAAACCUGAUGCCCUCUCACGACGUGCUGAUCAUGCUGAUAUUCCACCUGCAGAUCAAACCAUGCUCCCGGACCCCGUAUUUGCCAACGCUGCCCUAGUGACUCCUGAAAAAGAACUACAACGCCAGAUUGAGGCUUCUCUAGACCAAGAUGAAUCUUUGGAAGAGAUCUUACAGUUCCUACAAAACGAGUCCAAGGCACCACCCUCCAUUAAACGCGCAUUUAAGGAUUAUGAAAUGGAGGCUGGCCUGUUGUUUUACCAAGGACGGAUUGUAGUACCGGACGUAGGAACCUUAAGGACGGAUUUGCUCAGAAUCUUCCACAAUAGCCCAUUGGUGGGCCAUCCAGGCAGACAGAGGACGCUAGAACUAGUAUCCAGGACUUACUACUGGCCUGGCAUCCGUGCCGACACAUACUGGCACGUUGACUCAUGUGAAAUCUGCCAACGGAUUUGGAAACCCAAGUACACGUCAAUCCCACCUCAGCCUCUAGAACUCCCAUCACGCCCGUGGCAACAUGUGUCAUACGACAUGAUAGUAGACCUACCCAAAGACGGAAAUUGUGAUUCUAUCCUGGUCAUUGUGGAUAGUUUUACUAAGUACGUGAUCCUAGUAGAGUGCUCCAAGAAGCUCAAGGCCCCGGAGUUAGCAGACCUAUUCCUACGCCAUGUAUGGAAACGCUACGGCAUGCCUGAGAAAACAAUAUCAGACCGCGGGCGGGUUUUUAAUAACAAAUUCCUGAAGGCGCUGUACCAACGCCUGGGAAUAGACCCCCACUUCUCUUUGGCCUAUCAUCCUCAAAGCAACAGGCAAACAGAACGUGUGAACCCUACGGUUGAACACUUUUUACGGGCAUACUCAGGGGUAAACCAGAAAGACUGGGUCAAAUGGUUACCAAUGGCGGAAUUUGCCUACAACAACGCAGUACACAGCUCAACAGGCAAAUCCCCCUUUAAGGCACUAUACGGCUGGGAACCUUCCUUGACUCCAAGUAACGUCCCAACAGAUGUCCCUGAGGCAGACAAUCUGGCAACCCAGAUGGAAGAACAAUGGCGGGAAAUAGAGGCAGCACUCCGGCAAUCAAAGACACGCAUGGUAGCCGGAGAAGUAGGAGAACCACUUGAAUUCAAAAUUGGGGAAGAAGCCUGGCUAGACGCCAAAAAUGUGAAGCUAAAGACCCUUAGUCCAAAGCUAACCAAACAACGCCUAGGCCCCUUCAAAGUAACCAAGAAAAUCUCCAACAGAGCAUACCGCCUGGAACUUCCGCCCACAAUGAGAAUCCACAACGUUUUCUACGUGGGCCUCCUGUCAAAAGUCAAAAGGGACAAAAAGCGCAACUUUGAGAACCGGCCACCACCUGUCACCGUGGAUGGAGAAGAAGAAUACAAAGUCGAAGGGAUCACAGACAUGGAAGAAAGGAACGGGAAGUGGUUUUUUAGGGUAAAAUGGAAAGGCUACGGAUCAGAAGAGAAUACCUGGGAACCAAGGGAGAACCUCAAAAACGCCAAAAAAAUCCUAGAAAAAUUUGAAAAAGAAAUGAAAAAGAAGGCCCUUGGAGCUGCCAAGGCCCUUAGAGGGGGGGCAGUGUUGUAG